AGCGACAGAGAAAGAAAGAAUCUAUGUGUAUAUCUGUUAACCUCCUGCCCCUGCAAACCACCUUUGCCAUUGACCCCAUACUUCCACUUCACACAUGCAGAAAAACUCUUUUGUAUUAUUAAAUUAAGCAAAACAAGAAAUGCCCAUCUCUCAAUCAGAUCUCUAAAACCACUUCAUUAUUUGGUUUUUAAGUAUUUGGUUUCAGUUGUUACCAACUUACCAUCUUUUUUUUUUAAGAGAGAAAGAAAUAUGAUGAAAUGAAACAAACCCAGAAAGCAGAGAAACAAGAGUUUUUCUGAGAAGUAGCUUUCAAUGGCGUAAACGACUACUGCCAGGGUCACGGUUUGCUUUUUUUUUUCUUUUAAGAUUUUGGUUUUGAGUUUUGACAUUGGAAUUGUAGGCUGUUGUUUCUUUGGAGAAGAUGUUGUGUGCUUGUUCAGGUGAACAAUUCAAGUUUGAAGACGCUCCGCAGUCGCCGGAAUCUUUGGCGACCAGGGACUUCUCGGCCAGUGGACUCUCAUCUCGCACUGGAGACUGGGAAUCAAAACUUGAGGAUGUCCAAGUGGAUGAAGUUGAAUCCACUCUCAAAGAAGCCCUUUCCUUAAACUAUGAGGAAGCAAGGGCUUUGUUGGGGAGGCUAGAGUAUCAAAGAGGGAAUUUUGAUGCUGCGCUUCAGGUUUUUCAGGGUAUUGACGUUAAAGGUUUGACGCCUAGGAUGACUAGGGCUAUUGUUGAGAGAACCAGGCAACGGAAACCGCGGUCCAAAGGUGACAUUAUCCCUCCUAGUGUGAUGUCGAUGCAUUCAGUGAGCUUACUUCUAGAAGCAAUUUUAUUGAAAGCAAAAUCAUUGGAGGAGCUUGGGCAUUUUAGAGAGGCUGCGAAGGAGUGCAAAAUAAUUUUGGAUGUAGUUGAGGCAGCACUACCUAAUGGAAUGCGUGAGGGUAUUGGUGAAGAUUGCAAGUUGCAGGAGAUGUUUCACAAAGCAUUAGAGUUGCUCCCUAAUCUAUGGAUAAAGGCAGGUUUACUAGAUGAAGCUGUAACCGCAUAUCGCCGGGCUUUAGUUAAGCCAUGGAAUUUGGAUCCCCAGAGGUUAGCAAGUGUACAAAAAGACUUAGCUGCCACAUUACUUUAUGGUGGUGUUGAAACAAAGCUCCCUCCUCACUUACAGGUAUGGGGUUCAACCACCCCUAAUGGUAAUACAGAGGAAGCAAUUCUUCUCCUUCUAGUACUUGUGCAAAAAGUGGCAUUUGGAGAAAUAAAGUGGGAUGCAGAAAUUAUUGAUCAUCUGACUUUCGCUCUCUCAGUUUCUGGGCAGUUUGAAUUAUUAGCAGGUUAUUUGGAGCAGGCCCUUCCGGGUAUCUAUGAAAGAGCUGAGAGGUGGUACCUUCUUGCUCUUUCUUAUGCUGCUGCUGGUCAGGAUGAGGUAGCAUUGAACUUAUUAAAGAAGGUUGCUGGCCAGUCAGAAGCAAAGCACAAACCUCAUGUCCCUGCUUUACUCUUUGGUGCAAAGUUAUCUUCUCAAGAUCUGAAGCAUGCUCACUAUGGAAUAACUUUUGCCCGUAAUGUGAUUGAUUUGGCAGAUCAAGUGAAUGAACAUUUCAAGGGUCAAGCCCAUAAGUUCCUUGGUGUUUGCUAUGGGAAUGCUGCUAGAAUUUCCAUAUCAGAUUCUGAAAGAGCUCUCCUUCAGAAAGAAUCUUUGACCUCUCUUAACACUGCUGCUCUCAACAUAAAGGAAGAUCCAGAAGUGUUGUUUAACCUCAGUUUGGAAAAUGCAGUUCAGAGGAAUUUGGAUGUGGCCUUUGACAAUGCAAUGAUGUACUCUAACAUGGUUACAGAAAACUCAGGAAGAGGUUGGAGGCUAUUAGCACUAAUACUUUCUGGAGACAAGCGGUUCAAAGAUGCGGAAACCAUACUUGACUUUGCUUUGGAUGAAGCUGGGAGGUUGGAUCAGUUAGAGCUUCUUAGGUUAAAAGCUGUGCUUCAGAUUGCUCAGGAACGGCCCAAGCAAGCAAUUGAAACUUACCGAAUCUUGCUAUCUCUGAUUCAAGCUCAAAGAGAACCUCAUUCUAAUAGCACUGUUCAUGCAAAAAGUUCUGAUUCUGAGAGUGAAGCGGAAAAAAAUAUGGAAAUGGCUGCCUGGCAAGAUCUAGCUACUAUUUAUACCAAAUUUGGAUCAUGGGCUGAUGCAGAAAUAUGUCUAAACAAAGCCAAGUCAAUUGAAUUUUAUUCACCCAAAAGUUGGCAUACAACAGGGUUGUUAUUUGAAGCCCAAUCACUUUAUAGAGAGGCCCUGGUAUCCUUCUCAGUUUCACUGUCAAUGGAACCAGACUAUGUGCCCAGCAUUGUCUCAACUGCGGCAGUACUUAUAAACCUUGGCAGCCAAUCACUCCCAAUUGCAAGAAGCUUUUUAAUGAAUGCUUUAAGGUUAGAUCCCACGAAUCACGAUGCAUGGAUGAACCUCGGAUUGAUUGCAAAAAUGGAAGGCUCGUUACAACAAGCAGCAGACUUUUUUCAAGCUGCUUAUGAGCUGAAGCUAUCAGCUCCUGUUGAAGCCUUUACAUGAUGGUGGAAUUUGAUUAGUCAGGACUUAGCAGGCAAUUUCUAGAAUAUGGUUUAUCCAUUCAUCUAUUGAAAGGUCAGCGUUUUUC
This is a messenger RNA of Theobroma cacao (cacao), 2648 nucleotides long. RefSeq names its product no pollen germination related 1 (gene NPGR1). The record is from RefSeq and is a predicted model, not a curated record. Gene Ontology annotation, molecular function: protein binding. NCBI's taxonomy places the organism in Eukaryota, Viridiplantae, Streptophyta, Magnoliopsida, Malvales, Malvaceae.